Cygnus atratus (black swan) is the source of this 864-nucleotide messenger RNA. RefSeq names its product steroidogenic acute regulatory protein, mitochondrial-like. Gene Ontology annotation, molecular function: cholesterol transfer activity; cholesterol binding. Gene Ontology annotation, cellular component: mitochondrion; mitochondrial intermembrane space. The transcript is spliced from 7 exons. Gene Ontology annotation, biological process: intracellular cholesterol transport; steroid biosynthetic process; regulation of steroid biosynthetic process. The coding region runs from base 1 to 864 and encodes 287 amino acids. The record is from RefSeq and is a predicted model, not a curated record. Lineage: Eukaryota; Metazoa; Chordata; Aves; Anseriformes; Anatidae.
AUGCUGCAGGCCACCGUCAAGCUGUGCUGCGGCAUCGCCCACGACCACCUCCGCAGGCUGCCCGGCCUGAAGCUAACAGCCGUGGCAGCGAUACAGAAGGACGUGAGAGGGCUGGUGCUGAGAGGCUCCCAUCACCUGCCCUCCGAAAUCCCUUGUUAUAUCCAGAGGCUCAUGGGGAAGGAUGCUGCCAGGUGCACAGAGCCCGGAGGAGACAUCAGCACCCACCGGUUCUCCAGCACAGAUCUCUCCUACAUCCACCAAGGAGAAAGAGCCCUGCAGCGAGCACUGAGCAUCCUGCAGCACCCCCCAAGCUGGCAGGCAGAGGCCAUGCUGGAUGCCGGGGCCACCGUGUCCAGCGCCGUGCUGCCAGGGCUGGGCAGGGUGUUUCGGGUGGAGGCAGUCCUGGCCGCACCGGUGGGGUGGCUGCACCACGAGCUGUUCGAGGAGCUGGAGCAGAUGCCCCGCUGGAACCCCAGCCUCAGCCGUGUGGAGGUGCUGCAGCGCCUGGGCGAGGACACGCUGGUGACGCACGAGGUGACCGCCACCAGCCCCGUGGGCCGCAGGGACUUUGUGAGCGUGCGGCACCGCCGGCGGACACAGGCGGCUGUCUACCUGGUGGGCACCGCCGCGCGCCUCGAGUGGCUGCCGGCGCAGGAGGGCUGCGUCAGGGCUGAGACACGGCUGAGCUGCAUCGCGCUGCAACCGCUGGCGGGGGACCCCGGCUGCACCCGCGUCACCUGGCUGCUCAGCGUAGACCUCAAGGGCUGGAUCCCCGCCGCUGUCACCAACCGCGUCCUGCCGCAGUGCCAAGCGGACUUCAUCGGGCACCUCCGCCGGCACCUCUCGGCCACCGUGCGGCCGUGA